UCCUUUCAAUCUAGUUUCAUUCACUUCUGAACUUGCUUGACCUUCUAAGUCCUUGGACUGCAGUAGUAAUGGACAUUCUUCAUUUCUUGUUUGGAAUUUUUGGGAAUGCCACUGGUUUGUUUCUCUUCCUGUCUCCAACAAUAACAUUUCGUAGGAUCAUAAAGAGCAGAUCAACAGAGCAGUUCUCGGGUGUUCCUUACGUCAUGACCCUCCUCAACUGUCUCCUCUCUACGUGGUAUGGACUUCCGUUUGUUUCCCCACACAAUAUCCUAGUCAGCGUAAUCAACGGUGCUGGAAGCGCAAUCGAGUCAGUCUACGUGAUGAUCUUCCUGAUAUUCGCCUCAAAGAAGGAGAAGGUCAGGGUGAUGGGACUCCUCUUUUUAGUUCUGACCAUCUUCUCGGUCGUGGUCUUGGUUUCACUCUUUGCCCUGCAUGGCAACGCCAGGAAGCUCUUCAGUGGCUUUGCUGCUUCCAUCUUCUCCAUUAUAAUGUACGCCUCACCUCUAUCAGUCAUGAGAUUGGUCAUCAAGACAAAGAGCGUUGAGUUCAUGCCGUUCUUCUUGUCGCUGUUCGUGUUCCUGUGCGGGACGUCCUGGUUCAUCUACGGUCUUCUCGGCCGAGACCCGUUCCUCUUUGUUCCGAAUGCGUUUGGAUGCGUAUUGGGGACAAUGCAGCUGAUACUGUAUGCGAUUUACAGGAAGAAUGAAGGUGGAGCCGACACAGCAACCAAAGGUGGAGAUUUCAUCGAGAUGGGACUUGGUAAGCCGCAACAUGAAGAGAUGCAACGGUCGAGGUACAAUCUUGCAAAUCAUGAGGAGCGUCCUCGUGUUUAGACAGGUGGACGGAGGAAGUUUAACCUACGUCACCCUAUGACCUAUCUAUCAUCUGGUUGCCUCUUGAGGAUUUAGAUCAGUAAAAUAAGGGGAAUACUAGUAAACAACUCGUUUAUGCAAAUCUUGUAUUGCGAAGCAUCCAAGAGUUGCAUAAAUUCGUUUCCCAAAGGAGUUUUUGUAAUUUUUUUUUUCUUUUUGUUUUCUCUUUGAUCUGCGAAAUCAUGGAAUGCACAUCUCAAAAUUCAAACGCUAA
Messenger RNA from Nelumbo nucifera (sacred lotus), 1086 nucleotides. RefSeq names its product bidirectional sugar transporter SWEET1-like. Gene Ontology annotation, molecular function: sugar transmembrane transporter activity. Lineage: Eukaryota; Viridiplantae; Streptophyta; Magnoliopsida; Proteales; Nelumbonaceae. Gene Ontology annotation, cellular component: membrane. Gene Ontology annotation, biological process: carbohydrate transport. The record is from RefSeq and is a predicted model, not a curated record.